GGUGCUGAAAGUUACUAGCUAAUAGGUAUAAGGAGGAGACAAGCAAGAAGUAACAGAGUUCCACUUGGAAAGAAAAGAAUCCGGCCCGGAGGACCAAAAUGUUGAGAAGAGGGACACUAGUAUUUUUACACCAUAUCGGGUACCAUAACACUCAACUUUGUACCAUGUCAUAUGAAAAUACAUCAAACCUUUCCACACUUCAUAUUAUUUGAUAGCCUUUAACAUAGUUUUUAAAUAAAAAUAAAUAGUUCUCAGAUAGUUGUUCUCAAUAUUUGUGUGUUAAAAUCAUUAAUACUUUCAACAAAUAAUAUGAAAAUAUUAGUAUGUACUAAUAGAAUAGGUCGUUUGGAAAAGUCCAAAUUAAGUUUUUUGAAAUUUACACUGCAGAGAAGAACGUGCAGCACACUUUUGAAAAUAAACAAAUUGAGUCAUGAAAUCCUCUUCGUCUGUAAAGAAUUAGGCCAUGAGGAAAGAAGAUUCAUGGGCUGUUAUCACAAUUUUUUUGGUAGAAAGGUUAAUUUAUCACGGCGUCUAAGUAUGGUUAACCAGUAAGCAUUUAAGUUCUUGCUGAAGGCUGAAAUUUGACAGUUCAUUUUCAUCAACAGGCCGUCUAAACGUUUUUGCAUAUUUAUUAUUUUUUUCUCUAUUCUAAAUAUAAACUAAUGAGGAUGGCCUCCCCGGCUCCGAAAUCGCCGGAACAGACCGAAAAGUCGAAAAAAUACGACAGACAGCUAAGGCUCUGGGGAGAUCACGGUCAAGCAGCGUUGGAAAAUUGUCAUAUUUGUCUGGUGAACGCGUCUGGGCUUGGUACUGAGAUUCUCAAGUCCCUGGUACUCCCUGGCAUCGGAGGAUUCACGAUCGUCGAUGGGAACAAAGUGGUCGACGUUGACGUCGGAUCAAAUUUUUUUGUAGAUAUAGAUAGUGUGGGAAAGCCGAGGGCUCAAGUGUGCACAGAAUUUCUUGUAGAACUCAAUCCUGACGUGAAAGGAGACUAUGUUGAUGAAUCUGUGGAAGAGCUUUUGGAAAACAACCCGAACUUUUUUAGUAAUUUUUCUGUCGUGAUUGCCACUGCUAUACCAGAGAGGUCAUUAGUACCUUUAUCGGAGUUGUUGUGGACGUUGAAUAUCCCUUUGGUGAUAGCAAAAAGCUUUGGCUUUAUUGGUUACACAAGACUUCAAGUCAAAGAGCACACAGUAGUCGAAUCUCAUCCUGAUACUCAAAAUCCUGACUUGAGAUUGGACAGACCUUUUCCUGCUUUGGUCCAACAUUUAACAUCUGUUAAUAUGCACGAAAUGGAUCUUAAAGACCACGCUCAUGUUCCUUAUGUUGUACCGUUGUUCUUGAGCCUUCAAGAAUGGAAGCAUUCUCACAACAAUGAAUUGCCAAAAAACUACAAAGAAAAGGAAGCUUUUAAACAAUUAAUAAGGAAUCAUUUGAAAAAGAACGAAGACGGGAUCCCAGAGGCUGAGGAAAAUUUCGAAGAAGCGAUAAGAGCUGUCAAUUUUGCUAUAGCGACCACAAAGAUUCCGUCAAAUGUUCAGAACAUCUUAAAUGAUGAUAGUUGCAUCAACUUAACAUCAAAGAGUAAGCCAUUUUGGAUAUUGGCAAAAGCAUUAAAAGACUUUAUUGAAAAUGAAGGAAAUGGAUGUUUGCCUCUAAGAGGUUCAUUGCCUGAUAUGACAGCUGAGACUAAGCGGUAUAUAGCACUUCAACAAAUUUAUUUACAAGAAGCGAAUCGUUGUGCUGAACUGGUUCACCGGCGUGUACAACAACUACUCCAUCAAGUAGGCCAGCCAAUAGAUCUAAUUAAAGAAUCUGAAACUAAACAAUUCUGUAAAUAUGCAAGUGACAUUGCCGUAAUCAGAGGGUCAAAAAUAGCUGAUGAAUACGAUUCAAAAUUAAUAAAUACUCAUUUAAUAUCUCAAGGUGUUGAUGAUGCAGAGAGUUUAAUUGUCUAUUAUGUAUUAAUAAGAGGAACUGAUAGAUUUUAUGGCGAAUACAAUCAUUACCCGGGGGAGUUUAAGGAUGAACAGGACAUUGUAAAAUUGAAGGCCUGCAUUUCUAAACUUCUGACGGAAUGGGGUUGUGGUCCGUUGUCAAAAGAUGAUUACGUUCACGAGUUUUGCCGGUACGGAGGUGCUGAACUUCAUUCAAUUUCAGCCUUUCUAGGUGGUUGCGUUGCACAAGAAGUGAUCAAAUUAGUAACAAGGCAAUAUAAAAUAUUACACAAUACAUUUAUAUAUGAUGCAAUUUCUUCAAAUACGGAGACUUUCAUUUUUUAAAUAACAUCCAUAUUAAACUUUUUUUUCUUUAUA
Molecule: messenger RNA, 2315 nt
Organism: Cimex lectularius (bed bug)
Lineage: Eukaryota; Metazoa; Arthropoda; Insecta; Hemiptera; Cimicidae
Gene: APP-BP1
Product: NEDD8-activating enzyme E1 regulatory subunit
Exons: 9
Coding region: 663-2282 (539 amino acids)
Biological process (GO): DNA damage response; ubiquitin-dependent protein catabolic process; protein neddylation
Cellular component (GO): cytoplasm; nucleus
Molecular function (GO): ubiquitin activating enzyme activity; NEDD8 activating enzyme activity
Source: RefSeq, a predicted model, not a curated record